Molecule: messenger RNA, 2202 nt
Organism: Paramormyrops kingsleyae
Lineage: Eukaryota; Metazoa; Chordata; Actinopteri; Osteoglossiformes; Mormyridae
Product: schwannomin-interacting protein 1
Biological process (GO): positive regulation of hippo signaling
Cellular component (GO): plasma membrane; cell junction
Source: RefSeq, a predicted model, not a curated record
AUAAUACUCUCUGCUGUUUUAUUAAUAUGGAUGUGACUCUCGAAUUUUAAAAUCUAUUUUAAAUCUAAAAUCUAACACUUUGAGCCUGCAUUGUUAACAUAAAAAGGCCAUAAUAGAAAACAGUGGAUUCAAACAUCUGCAUGGAGACACUUUGGUUUUCUCCAAAUACUUAACAAACUGGAUAUCUACCACACGUACGGGAGAAAUGUGUAAACCGACAAUGUAGUCAUUUCAAGGGGGAAAGUUAGUGAUAGAUUCAAUGUCGGUCAUUUAAACUAAACUACUUUUCUGGUGAAGUUACACAAUGGAUAUAGUUUUGCAGUUAAUAACUAAACGAAUUACGUGAGUUUUAGCAGAAAUGCAAUUAUAAGUAUCAGCGGAGGAGUUCGCUUUACGCAUUUUACGGCGAGCAGUGGCCCCUGGCAUCUCCGCGUGUUUCUCCAUCUGGUUUUCGGCCGUCCCGCAAUCAUGAAAUUGGACACCUGGAAAUUUUCAGUACUCAUUCGUCGUCUUUUCCUCCUCCCCUCUCCUUCCUUUGCAUCUUCUUAUUUUCGUCGUUUUCCUUUUUCAAAAACUGCAUAUUUGUAGGCUUAAUAUUUUUAAUGUUCACUAGACAUUGUUCCGUGAGCGGAUCACUACUGUCAUUUAAAUGCAACGAUUAGUAGGCUAUUCGCGUUAAAAAAAUCUAUAUCCCGAUGUGAAUACUGACACAUUUUCGGCGAGAGGUUAAAGAAGAAGCGAGGAAAAAAAAAACUGUGAAAACGGGAAGGGAGGAGAAACGGAGGUUGGAAAGGAAGGAGAACAGGCUAGUGUUUCCUUGUUCAAAAGGAAGAGAUUAAGAAAGUUAUGGGGACACAGUCGUCCUGACAGUGCGAAAGGUCUUUAGAGUCGCGGUAUGAAAAAGAAGCGAGUGUGCUGCUGGGCGCUGGACGAUUUCAUUUGAGGGCCCUACCCAGUGACCCCGUCGUAUCUCCACCUCACAAGGUGUGGAACAAGGAAUGGAGGGAGAGAAGGAGAGAGAGAGAGAGCGGCGAGAAGAGAAAGAAAGCGAUGAAGCGGAGGACUUUGGUCAGGCUGUGGAAGGAGCAGCCACUGUCUGGCAGGAGGAGGUCAAUGAUGAUGACUUAGGGCUGCCCAUCAUGCAUUGGGAGGCUCUGAGUCUGCGUAUUGCUGAACUAGAGAAACAGGAAGAGGAGAAGAGGGAGAAAUACAAGGAACAGGAGUGUGUAUCAGGGGGUUGGAGAAGGGAACGGGAGCGCGGGUGUUGGAGAGAUGCCUGGGACGAUGGAGAGGAAGAGUGUAACAGCAGAAUCAUUGCUCUAACCUCCAGGCUCCAGAAUCGGAUGAACCUUCAGCUUUGCUUUAUUAACAACAGUGAAAGUGAGGAGGAGGAUGAAGAUGAAGCCGUGCAGCAGCCCCUCCAAGCCGUGCACCGACCCCCUGCCCCGGUUAGUGGAAGCAAGUCAGGUGGUCUGAAACAAGAAGUGAGAGCUGCACUGAGCGCGCUCAGAGACAAGCUGCGAACUGAGCAGAAGGAGAAGGAGAGCCCAACUUCCCUUAUCCCUCAGUGUACUGCGUGCUGUGAAACCCCAAUCAAGAGGAAGAAGCUGGACCUCAGCGACUUGCAGAACCUCAGCCUGCAGCAGUUGGAUGCACUGAGGAUUUCACUGACCCAGAGUGUUCACGACCUUAGUUCAGAGCUGGUGGGUCGACUUUUAACCAGAGACCAGCUGCGGACCGAGCAAGAUGCCAUGCUUCUAGAGGUGCAAGAUAUGACACUGUGAUGGAACCGUCCAAACCGGACAAGAAUGAUGAUGUCGCUCCAUGGCUACUGCUGCUGGGUCUGGCUGAUGACAGCAGAAUCACAAUGGCAGUAUUAAACUGACUGAAAUGGACACUUUGUUUCUACUUUUUUGGUGAUGUUCAGUAUUCAGUACGAGGGCUUUGAUAAGCUGCAUUUAAUGGCCAAGACAGAAAAUGGAUGUGGUGCCAUAGUAUUGAUAAUAAUUACGGAAUGUGGAAUGAUCUCUAUAUCUUUAUAUCGGCUAUGUUUUCUUUGCUCCUUCUAUAUAAAAAAUAUGGUCUUACGGGGCUUUCCGACUUCAUCGCCCCUCCUUUGUGGCCUCUUUCAGUAGCUUAUUUAUCAAGUUCAAGAUCUUUUAUAUGCAAUAAAGACAUAUUUUUAUAAUAGAAUCUCAAAAA